GCAAGGGUAUUAUAGUCCCGUUGUAAUUUUGUGACUCCGCGACCUACAAUAAAAGUGUCCCUUGCUUCGCCGACGCCGGCGAGUGGCUCGAAGAAGUUCAAAACUGUGCCUCUUCUGCUUCACGCAGUCACUGUAGCUAGGGUUUUCCGAGGUUUUGGGUCUUCUCCAAUGGGAGUUCCGGCGUUCUACCGUUGGUUGGCGGAGAAGUAUCCGUUGAUUGUCCAGGAUGUGGUUGAAGAACAGCCCGUUGAGAUCGAUGGCGUCAAAAUCCCUGUCGACACUAGAAAACCUAACCCUAACAACAUCGAGUAUGACAAUUUGUAUCUCGACAUGAACGGAAUUAUCCAUCCAUGCUUUCAUCCCGAGGACAGGCCUUCUCCCACUACCUUUUCCGAGGUGUUUCAGUGCGUGUUUGAUUACAUAGACAGGCUCUUUGUGAUGGUACGUCCACGGAAGCUGCUAUACAUGGCCAUCGAUGGUGUUGCUCCACGGGCUAAAAUGAAUCAACAGAGGUCUAGGCGGUUUAGAGCAGCUAAAGAUGCAGCAGAAGCGGCAGCUGAAGAAGAACGGUUGCGUGAGGAGUUUGAGAGGGAGGGGAGGAAACUGCCUCCUAAAAUGGAUUCUCAAGCCUUUGAUUCUAAUGUUAUAACUCCCGGAACUGAGUUCAUGUCUACUUUAUCAGUUGCAUUGCAAUACUACAUACACCUUAGGCUAAACUAUGACCCUGGUUGGAAAAAGAUUAAGGUUAUCCUCUCUGAUGCAAAUGUUCCUGGCGAGGGGGAACACAAGAUAAUUUCAUACAUACGCCUUCAAAGAAACCUCCCUGGCUAUAAUGUAAACACACGCCAUUGCAUGUAUGGUUUGGACGCUGAUUUAAUUAUGCUGGCUCUGGCUACCCAUGAGAUUCAUUUCUCAAUCCUCCGUGAGGUUGUUUUCACUCCUGGACAACAAGACAAAUGCUUUCUGUGUGGUGAGGUGGGCCACCGCGCAGCAGAUUGCCAGGGCAAGUUAAAGAGGAAGGCUGGAGAAUCUGAUAAGAAAACUGAUGCAAACGCCUCCGUUAAAAAGCCAUACCAGUUUCUCAACAUCUGGACGCUUAGAGAGUAUCUGGAGCAUGACAUGCAGAUAUCUAACCCUCCAUUUCAAAUUGAUUUGGAGCGCAUAGUUGAUGAUUUCAUAUUCAUCUGUUUCUUUGUUGGCAAUGAUUUCUUACCACAUAUGCCAACAUUAGAGAUACGAGAGGGUGCUGUUGAAUUGCUAAUGUCUGUAUAUAAGAAGGAAUUUGGAUCAUUUGGAGGUUACUUAUCCAAAUCAAGCAAGUUACACUUGAAGAGAGUUGAGCGCUUUAUUCAGGCUGUUGGAGUGUAUGAAAAUAGCAUCUUUCAGAAGAGAGCUAGGUUACAUCUGAGACAAGCAGAAAGGAUCAUGCGUGACAAUGCUCAAAGAGGCAGAACUGGUCAUACAGGGUUUCCAGUGCAACCAGAGUCUCUAGUUCAAGUCUCUCAGUAUCAUGGUUCACGCCUUGCUUCUGGUCCGCAACCUUCACCGUACAAGCAGAAUAUGGAUUCUACCCGUCCCCAAAAAGUUCGUCGUCUGUUUCCGGAGGAUAAUGUUGGUGUGUCUAUUGUUGACACAGAUAACAGCCUUGGAACAGAAGCAUUUAGUCCUGUUUCUGAGGAGGAACUCGAGAACAAAGAAGAAUUGAAGUUUAAGCUUAAGAAGUUGCUACGGGAUAAAACGGAUGCUUUUUGCUCAGGAAAUGCACAAAAAGAUAUCGUAAGACUGGGUGAACCUGGAUGGAGGGAGAGAUACUAUGAGGAAAAGUUUUCAGCAAAAACUGUCGAGGAAAUGGAAAAAAUACGGGGAGAUGUUGUUGCUAAGUACACCGAAGGCCUAUGUUGGGUAAUGCGUUAUUAUUAUGACGGUGUUUGUUCCUGGAAGUGGUUCUAUCCAUACCAUUAUGCACCUUUUGCAUCCGACCUCAAGAAUCUUGAUCAGCUGGAUAUUAAGUUCGAACUGGGCUCCCCUUUUACACCUUUCAAUCAGCUUCUGGGUGUUCUUCCGGCCGCAAGUGCACAUGCACUCCCAGAAUGCUUUAGGAAUCUGAUGACAGACCCAAAUUCGCCGAUAAGUGAUUUCUAUCCUGCUGAUUUUAUGGUUGACAUGAAUGGAAAGCGAUACGCAUGGCAGGGUAUUGCAAAAUUGCCUUUUAUUGAGGAGCAUCGUCUUCUUGAUGCGAUUGCACUGGUGGAGCACACAUUGAAGAAGGAAGAAAUUAGAAGAAACAGUGUAAUGUUUGACAUGAUCUUUGUGGCCGCAUCUCAUCCCCUGGCUGAGGUGAUACGUUCUCUGGACAAAUGUGCCAAAUCAUUGAAAAAAAGAAAACGAGCGAAGAUUACGGAAAAGAUUGACCCCGAGCUAAGGGAUGAAUGCAGUGAUGGAAUGAAUGGUUACUUAGCCCCAUGUUCUGGAGAUUGUCAGCCGCCAAUCUUCAGCUCCCCAAUCGAGGGCAUGGAAGAUAUUUCAGCCAACCAAGUCAUAUGUGGCAUAUACAAACUUCCAGAUAGCCAUAAACACAUUGCUCGCCCAACCGCAGGAGUGGUGUUCCCCGAAAAGAUUGUGCAUGCGUCGGAUUUGGUACCUAAACCCAGUCUAUGGCAUGAAGAUCAUCCGAGACCCCGAGCUCCUAUAGAUUUCACACGAAGAAAAAGGCAUAACCCUCCAGGAUCCAGCUCUAGGUUUCAGCUCAGGGAGACAGGAGAAAAGUGUGUAGUACAUGGUUUGCAACAUAAACCCGACCAUAAAGACAUCAACUCGGGAGCGAACCUGGCAGGUUUAUGUCCAAAUUCUGUUUCCAGAACGACGCAGGCUGGAAAAAGGUCCUACCAUUUCCAUCUCAAUGACAAACCACACAAAAGUGGGAAAAAGAAACAGAGAAGGAGAGGCAAGCAGAACAGAAACUCAAGUAAAUAAAACGGAAACUCAUCUCUGAAACGGAAAAGAAGAAAGUGAAAGGCUUAUAAGAGGCCUCGAUUUUUGAUCCAUAUCUCCUCUUGCUGUUGGCCCGAUAAGUUACUCAGUUAUAACUUGUACCGUAGUUCGUGUUUUUAGAAAAUUGUGGUCAUUGAUCAGAUUCCUUCGGACAUCAUAGGAGGGUCGUUUGGUGAACCUAAGAGAUAUUAGCCUAUAAGGGGUGUCAAAAAAGGCCGAGGUUUGAUUUC
This is a messenger RNA of Tarenaya hassleriana, 3221 nucleotides long. Its product is annotated as 5'-3' exoribonuclease 3-like. The record is from RefSeq and is a predicted model, not a curated record. Gene Ontology annotation, biological process: nuclear-transcribed mRNA catabolic process. The transcript is spliced from 23 exons. The coding region runs from base 169 to 2973 and encodes 934 amino acids. Gene Ontology annotation, cellular component: nucleus. NCBI's taxonomy places the organism in Eukaryota, Viridiplantae, Streptophyta, Magnoliopsida, Brassicales, Cleomaceae. Gene Ontology annotation, molecular function: 5'-3' RNA exonuclease activity; RNA binding; zinc ion binding.